ACAAAAAACACAAAAAUAAACGUGAAUUGAUCGAUUUGUAUGCCUUACCCAGUACCGGGAGAGAUUUGUGGUGUCACACUGAUUAUCGUCCCCCGCUGCUGUCAACAUGACUGGUGUGGUUUGUGCCAAAAUCCUCCUUCAGAGAUCAUUACCAAGGUUAAUCUUCUCUUCCAGAACAACACCAACUUUCCUCAGUCCAUUUCUGUCGCGGGGACACCGUUUGGGUCCGAGUGAUGACGAGAUGUAUCAGCGUACCACAGUGUCAGUUAUGAAAAAGGAGCCAGGAAGCGGUAUCAUGAUCCUCAGCUACAGCUCCCAAGGAUUCAACAUUGAUGGCAACAAAGUGUUUGGGCCCUGCGCAGUGCUCCCUCCUUCCAUCCUGCAGUGGAAGGUUGGGAAUGCUAAAGAUAUCACAGAAGAAAGUGUGUCACUUUUCCAUAUGAUCAUACCCCAAAUAGAGAUUCUGGUCCUGGGUACGGGCGCACGAAUCGAACGCAUUCAUCCCUCGGUUCUGGCUCUUCUUCAGAGCAAAGGCAUCGCAGUGGAGGUGCAAGACACGCCAAACGCAUGUGCAACCUUCAACUUCCUGAUAAACGAAAACAGGAUAGCAGCUGCCGGUCUGAUCCCUCCGUCCACCCGCACAGCACCGGAGAUGAAGCAGGAGUAGGUGACCUUGUGUGAAGUGCACUUGAGAACUGUUACCAAAUGAUCAAGGUUCAUCAAUCCUUUUGGGCCUGUGUCAUUUACUCACCAAGCUUCUCAAAGUGAGAUUCGCCAAUCAGCCGUUAUCGGCGAUGAAACUCAAUGAACUGAAAUGUGGCUGCUUGAAAAACUCACUUGAAAUCCGUUGAACAUUUGCAAGACUGGGACUUGACUUUCUGCUUGUAAAUAAACCAUGUGUUACAUGUCUAAAUUAUACACUUAAAACAUGUUGUAUGCGUGAGAAUAAUUUACAGUGUGUGUACUGUAUUGUGCUUGUUGCCAUGUCACCAUUCGGCAGCACUGGUCACUUAUGUGCUCUCAGUGUAUUUCCACUUACCCCUCCACUAUGCCAGGCAAUCACAAGGCUGCCCGAAUGACUCAUGGCGAAACUGUUCGCAACACGCCCAUACAAGACUUGAGCACUUUUCCUUGAGCUUUUGUUUCUGACUCUGACCUCACUACCUCGUCCUCCCACAAAUCGUCCUCGUCCUGCCCCCGACUAGGAGUUCCGCCUUAACCCAUUUGGCUGCCCCUUUGGCUAUUUGGUGUUGUGCUACAAACCACAGCAAAGUGAGUUUUCCUGUCAGUGGAUUACAGAGCAUUACAAGACCGAGGUCGUGACCCCUUCCCAAUCUUCAAAGACUGAUUUUUGAAGUUAGCCGCAUUGCCGCUCCUCUGUUUGUUGCUGGACUUGUCGCAGUUAUUAAAACUAAAUUCCAA
Molecule: messenger RNA, 1422 nt
Organism: Hippocampus comes (tiger tail seahorse)
Lineage: Eukaryota; Metazoa; Chordata; Actinopteri; Syngnathiformes; Syngnathidae
Gene: ndufaf3
Product: NADH:ubiquinone oxidoreductase complex assembly factor
Exons: 5
Coding region: 107-667 (186 amino acids)
Biological process (GO): mitochondrial respiratory chain complex I assembly
Cellular component (GO): mitochondrial inner membrane
Source: RefSeq, a predicted model, not a curated record